Messenger RNA from Paramecium pentaurelia, 1114 nucleotides. The record is from the annotation of a GenBank genome assembly. NCBI's taxonomy places the organism in Eukaryota, Ciliophora, Oligohymenophorea, Peniculida, Parameciidae.
AUGUCUGAAUAAUCAGAAGAAGAAUCCUAAUAGUUAUAAUAAAAAGAAGAAGAACAAUAGAAUAGUCAAAUUAUAUAAUAAGAUGAUAAGACUGAACAAUAAUUAUAGUAAAUCCCAUAUGUUCAUAUGUUAAAUAAUAAAUAUAAUGUGAGAGAAGCUGUUCAUGCAGGAUCCUGGUAUUCUAGCAAAAGUAAUGAAUUAAAAAUACAGAUUAAUUGUUGGUUAGAAUAAGCUAAAGCAGAAGUAACUACAGUUGCAUAAUUGAAAGCAUUAGUUGUUCCGUAAUAUAUUUAUAAUUAAAUUAAGUCAUGCAGGUUAUGCUUAUUCUGGUCCAACUGCUGCAUUCAGUUACAAAUAUUUAAAGAAAUAUCCUCCUUCUGAAAAAUUAAAAGUAUUUAUUCUUGGUCCUUGUCAUUAUGUUUAUAUAACUUAAUGUUGUUUAACUAGAUAAGAAAUCUAUGAAACUCCAUUAGGAAAUAUUAAAGUAGAUCUAGAAAGUAAUUAAUUAAUGAUCAUAUUAUUAGCUGUUAAAUAAUUACAUGAAUAAGGAUAAUUUGAAUAAUCAGACAAAGAUGCAGAAGAGGAAGAACAUUCAAUUGAAAUGUAAUUGCCAUUUUUAGCUCAUAUUUUGGGUACUGAUAAUUUUACUAUAAUUCCAAUUAUGGUUGGAUCAAUUGAUGCUAAAUCUGAAGAGUAUUAUGGUAAAUUGUUAAGUGAAUAUUUUGAUAUGGAUGAUACUUUAUUUAUUAUAUCAACUGAUUUCUGUCAUUGGGGAACUAAAUUUGCUUAUACUUAUUUUAAUAAUGCAGAUGGAGAAAUCUUUGAAUCAAUUGAAAAAUUAGAUUAGAAAGCUAUGGAACAUAUUGAAUUACAUGAUUUGGAUAAAUUUAAUGAUUAUUUAAGAGAAUAUGAGAAUAAUAUUUGUGGAAAACAUUGUAUUGCCAUAUUAUUACAUGUAUUUGUAUAUAAUUUAUAUUGAAAGUGUAUAGCAAUGAGUUAAAAUACACAUAUGAUGGAAACUAAAUUUAUUAGAUAUGCAUAAUCUUGUUUAGUUAGAGAUAAAAAGGAUUCUUCAGUUAGUUAUGCAGCAGCUAUUACAUUCUUAGAAGAUUGA